GCAGCAGUGUAGAAGAUGGCCAACAGCUCUUGUGGUUGGUCUUGUAAAGAAUAUGGCAGAUUAAUCAUGAUGCUCACAAAACGUUUGUAUGUUGGUGGUCUGAGCCACAAUAUAUCCGAGAAAGAUUUGAAAGACAGGUUUGGUAAAUUUGGAGAAGUUUCAGAUGUGGAAGUAGUGACUAGAAAAGAUGAAGGUGGAAAUCCGGUUAAGACAUUUGGAUAUAUCAACAUAAACAUCUCAGAUGAUGGAUUUAAAAAAUGCUUGACGGUCUUGAAUAAAUCCAAAUGGAAAGGUGGAACACUUCAAAUUGAAUUGGCAAAGGAAAGCUUCUUGCACAGGCUUGCUAUGGAACGUCAACAAGCAGCUGAGAAUGCCCAAGCUAAAAAUCUUAACCAGAAAGAGAGAUUAGUUGACUCCUUGAAAAAAGCAGGAGUAGAAAACUUUCACAUGAAAGCAGCUGUUCCUGGUACUGAAAUUCCAGGACACAAGGACUGGAUUGUGAGUAAAUUUGGUCGUGUCCUCCCUGUUCUUAAUCUCAAAUGUGAAGGCAAGAGCAAGAUUUUUAAGUAUGAUCCAUCCAAACACUGCCACAACAUAAAGAAAUUUGACACAAUGACCGAUGUUACAGAGAUGACUCCAGUCUCUCAGUUGACAUGGGAGAUAUCUGGUGGUGAUGAUGAAAUCAGUAAAAAGAGAAGGGGGGAAUUCCCACCACAAAAAACAAAACCUAAGAAGAUCAAACAAGAUUUGUCAUGUCCGUUGGAUAUACACCAGAAACAAUGUGAAGGCCAGAGAAAUCAUACAAUAAGCAGAUUAGAUAUGAAGAAUAUUGUGGGUGGUAAUAGAAUUUCAGGGAAACUAAAAAUGAUGCACCUGGAAUCAACCUUGGACAGUGGUGAUGAGGAAAUGGUGAUAACAAAAGAAGUACCUCAGAUGGUGAAAGAGACUGAAGAUGGUUUAGAGGUGGUUGGGGAUGACUUUAUAGUGAAGUCCAGCAUAUUACAGCCUGGAGAGAGCAAAAAUCCGACAUCAUCUGGGCAUUUGGAUAGUGACCAAGACUAUGACUCUGCAGACACUGAUGAGAUUCUGACCAGGAGUAAAGACUCAGGUGCUCCAGAUAGUGAACUGAAUGCAUAUUCAAAUCCUGGAUUGCUUUGUGAAAUGCAGUCCAACAAAUAUGAAAACACAUCGGUUGAGAAGAAACGCAUCAUAGACCAUGAAAAUGGUGAAAAAUCAGACAGUGACAUGGAAUCUGACAAUAGCAUGGAGUCAGAUUAUGAAGCUAUGAUGACCAAUUGUUGCAGGUUUGAGAUAUCAUUAGGAGAUCUUGAAUUGCUUGCUAAACAAUCCUCAGAAACCUCAGAUGAUGCAGAUGUAAACUUUCACGAGGCAUCAUCCAAACCAGUGUCAGUUAAGUCACUAAAGAAAAGGUGUAUCAACCCAGAGGACAUUCUAGCCUCUAUUGUGGGAACAUGCAGCAGUGAAGAUGAGUCAGAGGGAAAGAAACCCAAACGAAAGAAGUCAAAGAAAAAAAGUAUUUCAUCUCUCCCAGAAUUUAUAGGAACAAAGAGUCUCUUUGGAGUUUCAGAUGCCUCCGAACCAGAGCCAAUCCCCUGCACGAAAACUGAAGACAGUGCACAGUAUUGUUUAGAGGAACACAAAUCUAACACCGUGUCUAAAUCAGAACAGUGCACAUCAGAAUGUCAAGCUAAGGUUCUCCUUGUAGAACCCUUGUGUUCAGUUACAAACUCUGAAUGCAACAAUCCAUCCAUCAGUGAUUCCUCAGUUCUUACUCAUGCUUUGUUUACUGAGGUGUCUGACAGCAGUGAAGAAGAGGAAGGGGAGGAAGAGGUGGGGACGAUCCAUUCUACACUCCACUGUAGUCUCUCUGCUGAGAAUAUGAAGGAUGAGCGGAAUAUAGUGGUGGAUUUCUCUAAGCAUGACAAGAACAGCAUUUCAGAAUAUGUUUUGACAUCCUGUGAAACUAGAGAUGAAGACAAAAGUGAUGUUCCAGAGACCCUAGAGAAUACCUAUUCUACCAGAUUACAUGAAACAACAGAGAAACUGUCGAACAGUGAAGAUGUUGAUCAAGUCAAGCAUGCCACUAAACCUGAGGUUAUUUCCUUCAAAGAGCAGGAUGAGGAGUCUAGAGCACCCAGAAAAACUCCUAUCCGUGUUCACGUAUGUGAUUCUGAGAAGCAAAGGCAGGACAACGAGAGGCGCCUCGCUGCUCUAGAGCAGAGACAAAAGGAGUCUGCACAACAGAAGAAGGUUAUUCAGGGUUCACUUGCUGAAGUGGAUACACCAAAUGCAAACAAAGGGAAGCACAUAGUGUUUGAUUCUGAUAAUGAUAGUGAGGCUGAUGUGUUAGAGGACUCUUUCCCUCCAGCCACCAGAGGAAACAACCUCUUGAGGGAGGACUCAAAGGAUACUGGCAGAAAAAAUCAAAACAAACAGGAAGUCAAUUUAAAGCCAAAAACAUCAGGAGCUUCGAGGCUCUUUGACAGCAGUGAGGAGGAGGAUAACGCUUUAGAUGAAGAACGAUUCCAGAUUAAACCCCAGUUUGAAGGCAAAGCCGGACAGAAGCUCAUGGAAUUACAAUCUCGAUUUGGAGCAGAUGAACGAUUCCAAAUGGAUUCAAGGUUUAUGGAUAGUGAGGAGGAGGAAGAGGAGGAUCAACUUAAGAAUUCAGAUAAUACGACACAUGUCAUUGAGGAAAAACUUGUGGAAGAAAAGAAGAAAAAUAUGGAAAUACUACAGAGUGUUCUGAACAUAAGUAAGCAGCCCAGUUUUGCUGAGUCUACAAAGAGUAAGAUCUUCAGAGAUAUAUCAGCUCUGCAUUAUGACCCCACUCGAGAGGACCAUGCAGCCUUUGAGAAAAAGAAAGAGCCUAAAACAGAGAGUAAGGCUACCAGGCGGAAGAAACUAGCAGAGGCAGAAAAACUUCCUGAGGUGUCCAAGGAUAUCUUUUAUGAUGUUGCAGUGGACUUGAAAGAGGUGUUUGGGUCAACUUCAAAAACAGUGGAAGGAGAGAAGGAUAUGUCAUGGGACAAGAAAGAAGAGGAGGUAGAGGCAGAAAAGAAGGAGGAGGAGAGCCCAACGGCAGAGGGCAACACAGACAUGCAGUCAGGCAUUUUCUCACUUGCUGCUCCAGAUAAAGUUGAAUCAUCUGGUUUCAAGUUCUCCUUUUUUGGAGAGGAUGCAGAUAUUGAGACAGAUGCUAAUGCUGAGAGUGGUGAAUACAAGAUUGAGCCAUUAAGAGGACCCAAGGUGGCAUGGCAGGGAGAUCCCCGUUUCCAAGAUAGUAGCUCCGAGGAUGAGGAUACAGAGGAAAAUGAGGGGAAAAAUAAGAUCGCCUCAGUGAUCGCAGUCGAAGAUCCGAAGCCCUCCAAGAAAAUGUUGUUCUUUUUCUACCAAGAUGAUGAUCGUCUAAAAGAGGGACCCAGAACAUUUUGCAGGCCCGCCAAGCUAGAGGAUCAAAGAGAAGAGUGGGAGGAGAGGAGGACAUCUUUAAUAGAGGAGUACAGAAAGAAGCACAAAGCCGCUAGGAAGAAAUUGAGGGAAUCUCAUCAUAACUGAGGUUGAUAUAUGCAAACCUAUUGUCUAGCAGAGAUAUUCUGUUUUAGAACAUGUAUGUAUAAUAUUUUUCUCCUCCCUAUUGGGAUUUUGUGAUUUUUGUGACCAGAUAGUAUCAUAGAUCAUUGGAAUAAUUAAUCAUCAAAUGUGCCUUGAGGACUUGUAAUUUGUAAUGGUUAUUAUAUAAAAUAAAUGGAACUUUGCAUAUUGGCCACUAGGGGGUGAUAAUAAAAACUUGUUUACAGUA
Molecule: messenger RNA, 3823 nt
Organism: Alosa alosa (allis shad)
Lineage: Eukaryota; Metazoa; Chordata; Actinopteri; Clupeiformes; Clupeidae
Gene: nol8
Product: nucleolar protein 8
Molecular function (GO): RNA binding
Source: RefSeq, a predicted model, not a curated record